ACCAAGGGAACGGCAACCCAACUAAAAUAUUUAAUUAUACAGCAUUGGAAAACAGCUAUUUGCACACUCACCCAUACCAAUCGAAUAUACAGAACCUUGGGUUAUAUACUCCCAUUGUAAACCACAAAGUAUAUUUCAAAAGGUAACACCACCAAGUGUUACCCCGCCAUUUUCACAAUGCCGAUGCUUGCAGACCCCUCGAAGAAGUACAAGAGGUUUCCACCUUUGAAGCUUGAAAACCGCACAUGGCCGAACAAGAUAAUUGAGAAGCCGCCGCGAUGGCUCGCAACAGACUUGCGUGAUGGCAACCAGAGCUUGGUGGACCCAAUGGAUGGCGAACAAAAGUGGAAGUACUUUCAGAUGCUUGUGGAGCUCGGCUACAAGGAGAUUGAGGUUUCGUUCCCAUCUGCGUCCCAAACCGACUUCGAUUUCACACGCCGACUUGUCGAGACUCCAGGCGCAACACCGGACGAUGUGUGGCUCCAGGUCCUCUCCCCAUGCAGGAAAGACUUGAUUCUCCGAAGUGUCGAUUCUCUCAAGGGAGCCAAGAAGGCCCUUCUCCAUUUAUACCUCGCCACCAGCGAAUGCUUCCAACGCAUUGUGUUUGGAUUUACACAGGAGGAAGGCAUCGCUUUGGCAGUGAAGUGCACGAAGUAUGCUCGCUCGAUCACAAAAGACGAUCCGUCACAAGCCGGCACAGAAUGGGCAUACGAGUUCAGCCCCGAAACCUUCUCAGACUCCAGCCCAGAGUAUGUCAUAAGAAUCUGUGAAGCCGUCAAGGAGGCCUGGGGGCCGACAAAGGAGAACCCGAUCAUUUUCAACCUUCCCGCCACAGUUGAGAUGUCUACACCAAACGUCUACGCGGACCAAAUUGAAUAUUUCUGCACAAAUAUUACUGAGAGAGAGAAGAUUUGCGUUUCUUUACAUCCACAUAACGAUAGAGGAUGUGCCGUAGCAGCUGCCGAGUUGGCUCAGAUGGCUGGUGGAGACAGAGUUGAGGGAUGUUUGUUUGGAAAUGGCGAGCGUACGGGAAAUGUUGAUCUUGUCACUUUGGCACUUAACCUCUAUACGCAAGGUAUCCAUCCAGGGAUUGAUUUCUCUGAUCUCAACAAGGUCAUCGAUGUGGUUGAGGUUAGCAACAAGAUUCCUGUUCACCCUCGAGCUCCAUAUGGCGGGCAGCUUGUUGUCUGUGCCUUCAGUGGCUCUCACCAGGACGCUAUCAAGAAGGGUUUCAACCUUCGGAAAACUGCCACUGAUGAUGACUUGUGGCAAGUACCUUACUUGCCACUUGAUCCUGCCGAUAUUGGCAGAACCUACGAGGCUAUCAUUCGCGUGAACUCUCAGAGUGGCAAGGGAGGCGCGGCGUGGAUCAUUCUUCGCAAUCUUGAAUUGGACCUUCCUCGUGGCUUACAGGUUGAAUUCAGCAAAGUAGUACAGAGCAAGGCUGACACCGUUGGCCGGGAGCUCCUAUCGAGCGAAAUCUCCGAACUCUUCGAGAAGUCAUACUACUUGAAAGAGAACCCAAGAUUUAACUUGGUGGAUUACACUAUCUCGGCUGAUAGGUCUAGCUCGCCGGCGCCACCCGCUGCUGGGAAGACGCAAGAUACCAAGAAUAUGCGAAGAAGAUUCGAAGGUGUCAUUUCCAUUGACGGAGAGGAGCAUAAAUUGAAGGGAAUGGGCAACGGACCUAUCUCUUCUCUCGCAAAUGCACUUUCGUCAAUCGGCAUUGAUCUUGACGUGCAAGAUUAUAAGGAGCAUGCUAUUGGAAAAGGAAAGGGAGUCAAGGCCGUUUCGUAUAUCGAAUGUACAGCUGCUGGAUCUUCGCAUAAGGUGUGGGGUGUCGGAAUCGAUGAGGAUGUUGUUCAGUCUUCUUUGAUUGCCCUCUUGUCGGCCGCAUCAAGCUUUAUCACAAGCAGGCCAAACACGCCGAUUCCAUUCCGCCCCAUGAACAAGGGACGUUGAUACCAAUUAUUUGUAGUCGCUUAUUACACUUUGUGGUAAUAAUUUUCAGUCUGCAUUUGCAUUAUAUGUCCAAAAAAUAAUGGGAACAAAUGGAAACAAAAGUAGUCCUUUUAGUGCAGUUUUAAUUACAAGCUCCUUGAUAUAGCCAGUGUUCGGCGGAUAUAUAUCCGGGUAGUAUCCGUGAAGCUCACGGGUAGGGUAUAUACCCGGCGACGAUCUGACGGGUAGGGUAGGGUAUAUAUCCGGAUACAUGAGGCUGAAUAUUGUAUAUAAAAAUAGAAUAGCGUAUAUAAAAAAGAAUGAAG
Molecule: messenger RNA, 2267 nt
Organism: Pseudogymnoascus destructans
Lineage: Eukaryota; Fungi; Ascomycota; Leotiomycetes; Thelebolales; Thelebolaceae
Exons: 4
Coding region: 178-1962 (594 amino acids)
Biological process (GO): L-leucine biosynthetic process
Cellular component (GO): mitochondrion
Molecular function (GO): 2-isopropylmalate synthase activity
Source: RefSeq, a predicted model, not a curated record